CGCCCAGAUAAAGACAGACAGUCUGUCACGGACACACGCACGCAUCAGGCGAAAUGGAGCUUUCGUCGGCUCCCCGCAGCCUCCUCUCGCUCCGCCACCUCCACCGACCGCUCGCCGUCGCAGCCCCUUCCCCCCUCCUGCUCCUUCACUCCUCUUGCCCCUUUUCGACCGAGCACCUCCUUUCGUCUCGCUCCUUGGAGCCCAAGCCAGGAUUUCGCAAUUCCGGGGCAUGUCCGCUGCGGGCCAAUGUCUCCGACGAGGUGACAUCCACGUCCGACUUGGUGGACGAUGAUACCACGAAGAAGGCCGAAGGCCCUUCCUUACACAUGAACUGGAACUCAGGCUGGAAAGAUAAUCUGGAUGGCAGUGAAGGGGUUAAUGAAUCUGCUGAUAGCCCUCUGUCUAAGCUCAACAUCAAGAUGGAUGCUGAAGAAUCUUAUCCCAUCCUCUUCUUGGGAGUCGGUUCUCUUGUUGCACUCUGGAUUUCGUCUACUGUUAUUUCUACACUUGAUUCAGUCCCUGUGGUCCCUAAGGUUCUCGAAGUUAUUGGCCUCGGCUUCACCAUCUGGUUCACCUCGCGAUAUCUCAUCUUCAAGGAAAACAGGGAUGAAUUUUUCUCGAACCUUCAAGAUACCAAGGACAAGAUAUUAGGCCCUAGUGAUGAAUGAAAGAAUGAGAUUGUAAUACAUGCUUCAACCAAUCUGGUGAAAUGUUUCUAUGGUGGAGUGGAUUCGUAGAAGUUUUGAUAUGCAUUUCUUGAGUCUGGAUCUUGAAAAUGAUGGUGAAACAGGGAGAGGGCUUUUAUGUUACUAAGUCUCGUUGAACCCCCUCCGAGUGUAAGGGGGCUUUCACCUUUCAUGUCGAUUUACCUUGUUUCGAUCACAUCUACUAGUUUUAGCAAACC
Zingiber officinale is the source of this 904-nucleotide messenger RNA. Its product is annotated as protein CURVATURE THYLAKOID 1D, chloroplastic-like. Gene Ontology annotation, cellular component: chloroplast thylakoid membrane; thylakoid. Bases 54 to 668 code for a protein of 204 amino acids. The record is from RefSeq and is a predicted model, not a curated record. Lineage: Eukaryota; Viridiplantae; Streptophyta; Magnoliopsida; Zingiberales; Zingiberaceae. The transcript has 5 exons.